AUGAUCGUAGAAAGAGAAUAGUUCUUUUCAUAUGAAUAAAUUGAAAGUGAUUAGUUCUUCCCCUCUUAUAUUGUAGUCAGAAGACUAUUGAAUUCUGGUGAUAAUGAUGGGGGAGAAUGGCAAGGAUUUAUGAAGGAUUUGAAAAAUGCAAUCAGAACUGCUUCAAUUAAAUCUAAGAACGAGAUUAUUAAAAACUAAGCUCAACUUCAAAAAAUUCCAAGUACUCUAGCUGAGUAGAAUUUUAAAAUUGAAUCUUACUAAAAGAAUGUUCAGUGUGAUCUGGACCAACUUAAGACUGAUAUUGGCUCAGUUAAAUAUGCUCUUGAUUCUCUUUAAUCCACCUAGGAUUAAAAACUUGUUAGACUCGAAAGUGAUAUGACAAGCAUUAAGGAAUCAAUGGCUUUAAUCCUUUAGAAGCUCUAAGAGUGA
Stylonychia lemnae is the source of this 429-nucleotide messenger RNA. Lineage: Eukaryota; Ciliophora; Spirotrichea; Sporadotrichida; Oxytrichidae. The record is from the annotation of a GenBank genome assembly.